AUGGCGCCAAAGACUGAGAAGAAGUCGCGCAGCACCAUCAACGAGGUCGUGACUCGUGAAUUCACCAUCCACGUUCACCGCAGAAUAAAGGGAAUCGGAGCCAAGAAACGCGCUCCACGUGCCAUCGAUGAGAUCAGAAAGUUCGCUAAGAUACAAAUGAAGACUCAAGAUGUCCGAAUUGACACCAAACUUAACAAAUUCAUCUGGUCCAAGGGAAUCAAGAAUGUCCCAUACAGAGUUCGUGUCCGUCUCUCCCGUCGCCGUAACGAGGAUGAGGACUCAGCCCACAAGCUCUACACCCUCUGCACCUACGUCCCAUGCGCCAACUUCAAGGCACUCACCAACGUCAACGUUGACAGUGAGGAAUAA
Molecule: messenger RNA, 369 nt
Organism: Caenorhabditis bovis
Lineage: Eukaryota; Metazoa; Nematoda; Chromadorea; Rhabditida; Rhabditidae
Source: the annotation of a GenBank genome assembly